This is a messenger RNA of Anastrepha ludens (Mexican fruit fly), 1761 nucleotides long. Its product is annotated as mitochondrial import inner membrane translocase subunit TIM44. The coding region runs from base 138 to 1451 and encodes 437 amino acids. Gene Ontology annotation, biological process: protein import into mitochondrial matrix. Gene Ontology annotation, cellular component: mitochondrial inner membrane. The record is from RefSeq and is a predicted model, not a curated record. Gene Ontology annotation, molecular function: protein-folding chaperone binding. The transcript is spliced from 4 exons. Lineage: Eukaryota; Metazoa; Arthropoda; Insecta; Diptera; Tephritidae.
CAGUCCGAAUCAGAAUAAUAAUUUUGACAUUUCAAUAGCACGAUUUUUCCUUCAAAAAAUGUCUCUCACAGCAUUGACAUGAAAUUACAUAAAUUCGAUUAAAAUUUUAUCGAAUCAUUAUAACUCCAUUUAAAUUCAUGGUAGCACGAAAAUUAAGAACUAUGUUCAAAUUCUUAGCGACAUCCCGUGGCACAUGUAGCCGGCUAGUGCAGAGCAGCUAUUGGCAUGGGCUGCCAAACCAGCGCUGGUAUUCACAGCCUAGUCGAAGGCCUGGAUUUUUUUCUCAAUUCAUAGAAAAUAUAAAAUCAGAAAUGGACAAGAAUAAGGAAAUGAAGGAGAAUAUAAAAAAGUUUCGCGAAGAGGCUCAGAAGUUAGAGCAGUCCGAAGCUCUCCAAUCUGCUAGACAAAAAUUUAAUAUUGUUGAAUCUGAGGCACAAAAAUCGUCAAGUAUAUUAAAAGAACAGUUAGGAAGUAUAAAGGAUAAGGUCAGUGAUGUAUUUGACGAAGCAAGUAAAUCAGAUAUUGCAAAACGCGCAUCAAAAAUUUCGGAAGAAAUUUCGAAAACUGCUAAAGGUGUAACAGAUACCAUAACCGAAAAAGGAGAAAAAAUCGGACAAACGUCUGCUUUUCAAGCUAUAUCGACCACAACGGAGAUGAUUAAACAGGAAAUAGGUUCUCAGGGCAUAAAUUCUAGGGUUUAUCGUUCUCCCCAAAAACUGCGAAAACGCAUUGAAGUUGAACACGCCAAUGACGAUAGAGUGGUCGAACCUAACGCCGACGUAACAGGUGUGGAACUACACAAGGAUUCAAAAUUUUAUCAAUCAUGGGAAAAUUUCAAAAAUAAUAAUGCAUAUGUGAACAAAGUGCUUGAUUGGAAACUAAAAUACGACGAAUCAGAAAAUCCAGUUAUACGCGCCUCUCGCCUCUUGACAGAUAAAGUAUCAGACGUUAUGGGAGGACUUUUUUCUAAAACAGAGUUAUCGGAAACACUUACAGAACUCUGUAAAAUCGAUCCUAAUUUCGAUCAAAAACAGUUCCUUCGUGAUUGUGAGACUGACAUCAUACCUAACAUCCUGGAAGCGAUGGUGCGGGGAAAUUUAGAUAUCCUUAAGGAUUGGUGCUUUGAGAGCACAUACAGUAUCAUAGCAACUCCAAUAAGCCAAGCUAUUAAGGCUGGCAUGUAUUUGGAUUCGAAGAUCUUGGAUAUCGAAAAUAUAGACUUGGCGAUGGGUAAAGUUAUGGAGCAGGGUCCUGUACUGAUAGUAACCUUUCAGGCACAGCAGAUUAUGUGCGUACGUGACCGUAACCACCAAGUAGUGGAAGGUGAUCCUGAUAAAGUGAUGCGCGUGAAUUAUGUGUGGGUUCUUUGCCGAGAUCCAAACGAAUUGAAUCCAAAAGCAGCUUGGCGGCUUAUGGAACUCUCCGCAAACAGUCAAGAGCAAUUUGUUUGAUAGGUUGUUUCAUGUUAGCUAGUUUUUAAUUAGAUGUCGUUUAAUGCCCCACACUUAAGACCAACGAGCUAUAAAAUUUUUCUUGCUAAUUAUUUGCUUGAAAUAAUUUUAUGUUUCCACCAGCAAAAAUUAUUCUUUAGAGAAAACUAACUAAAGAAAAUGUUUGCUAAUGAAAACUGUUUAAAUAUAAUAUAUAUUGUUUUAGUUGUACUGGGCAACAAAAAUUAAGUUAAGUUGUUACGGACGACAAAUAAAACUUUGUACAUAACUAAUUUAAAAGAAUAAAGAAUAACUGAAUAGAACAAUCAAA